Messenger RNA from Vespula vulgaris, 1533 nucleotides. RefSeq lists its product as uncharacterized. The coding region runs from base 1 to 1533 and encodes 510 amino acids. Lineage: Eukaryota; Metazoa; Arthropoda; Insecta; Hymenoptera; Vespidae. The record is from RefSeq and is a predicted model, not a curated record. The transcript has 2 exons.
AUGGAUAAGUAUCUCGAAAAUCAUUUCACUAGACAAAAAUCAGAGUACCUUAAGAACCCUGCGAAAAUUUCUAAGUCCACUCUUGGAAGUAGAUUGCCAAAGAACCUCAAAUUUGCGAAAAUUUCUAAGUCCACUCUUGGAGGUAGAAUGCCAAAGACCCUCAAAGGAGCGAAAAUUUCUAAGUCCACUCUUGGAAGUAGAUUGCCAAAGAACCUCAAAUUUGCGAAAAUUUCUAAGUCCACUCUUGGAGGUAGAAUAUCAAAGACCCUCAAAGGAGCGAAAAUUUCUAAGUCCACCCUUGGAGGUAGAUUGUCCAAGUCCCUCAAAGGUGCAAAAAUUUCUAAGUCCACUCGUGGAGGUAAAAUGCCAAAGACCCUCAAAGGAGCGAAAAUUUCUAAGUCCCCUCUUGGAGAUAGAUUGCCAAAGACCCUCAAAGGUGCGAAAAUUUCCAAGUCCCCUCUUGGAGAUAGAUUGCCAAAGACCCUCAAAGAUGCGAAAAUUUCUAAGACCCCUCUUGGAGAUAGAUUGCCAAAGACCCUCAAAGGUGCGAAAAUUUCUAAGUCCACUCUUAGAGGUAUAUUGCCAAAGACCCCCAAAUUUGCGAAAAUUUCUAAGUCCUCUCCUGGAGAUAGAUUGUCCAAGUCCCUCAAAGGUGCAAAAAUUUCUAAGUCCACUCUUGGAGGUAGAAUGCCAAAGACCCCCAAAUUUGCGAAAAUUUCUAAGUCCUCUCCUGGAGAUAGAUUGUCCAAGUCCCUCAAAGGUGCGAAAAUUUCUAAGUCCCCUCUUGGAGAUAGAUUGCCAAAGACCCUCAAAGGAGCGAAAAUUUCCAAGUCCACUCUUGGAGGUAGAAUGCCAAAGACCCUCAAAGGAGCGAAAAUUUCUAAGUCCACUCUUAGAGGUAUAUUGGCAAAGACCCCCAAAUUUGCGAAAAUUUCUAAGUCCUCUCCUGGAGAUAGAUUGUCCAAGUCCCUCAAAGGUGCAAAAAUUUCUGAGUCCCCUCUUGGAGAUAGAUUGCCAAAGACCCUCAAAGGUGCGAAAAUUUCCAAGUCCCCUCUUGGAGAUAGAUUGCCAAAGACCCUCAAAGAUGCGAAAAUUUCUAAGUCCCCUCUUGGAGAUAGAUUGCCAAAGACCCUCAAAGGUGCGAAAAUUUCUAAGUCCACUCUUGGAGGUAGAUUGCCAAAGACCCUCAAAGGAGCGAAAAUUUCUAAGUCCACUCUUGGAGAUAGAUUGUCCAAGUCCCUCGAAGGUGCGAAAAUUUCUAAGUCCCCUCUUGGAGAUAGAUUGCCAAAGACCCUCAAAGGUGCGAAAUUUCUAAGUCCACUCUUGGAGGUAGAAUGCCAAAGACCCUCAAAGGAGCGAAAAUUUCUAAGUCCACUCAUGGAGGUAGAUUGCCAAAGACCCUUAAAGGAGCGAAAAUUUCUAAGUCCCCUCUUGGAGAUAGAUUGCCAAAGACCCUCAAAGGAGCGAAAAUUUCCAAGUCCACUCGUGCAGAUUGCUCGUCAAAUUCCCCGAGAGAGCAGAAUUUGUGUCUGA